AUGUACGAACUCCCAGACACGCGGGACAUCCACUGCACGUACAUGCAGGAAAAGCUCCAAGAAAGAUACAAAAUUGUGGCCUUGCGAUGGCCGCAAGAUACAUGCGAUGCCGCCGCGGCAUCUCGGUCGACCCUGGCCGACUCGGCCUCGGCCGCCGAGGAUCAACUGAGUGCGCUGGCGGACGAAUUCUUCAAAGCGAGGUCGCUAGGUAUUGCGUUGCAGGCAGCCACGUUGAAGGUGCCGUCAAACGACGUCGAUCCUCAAGCGCCGCAGCGGAGACCUGUGACGCGCGCAACGCUCGACGUGUUGUUAGGACGAAUCCAGCCAAUCAUGGGCCUUCCUCGAUUAGGCCGGACCAGUGACACCUCAGCGUCAGCCUCUCAGUCUCAGCUUCAAUAA
This is a messenger RNA of Phytophthora nicotianae INRA-310, 399 nucleotides long. RefSeq lists its product as hypothetical. The coding region runs from base 1 to 399 and encodes 132 amino acids. The transcript is spliced from 2 exons. The record is from RefSeq and is a predicted model, not a curated record. Lineage: Eukaryota; Oomycota; Peronosporomycetes; Peronosporales; Peronosporaceae.